Molecule: messenger RNA, 742 nt
Organism: Cotesia glomerata
Lineage: Eukaryota; Metazoa; Arthropoda; Insecta; Hymenoptera; Braconidae
Product: pupal cuticle protein Edg-78E-like
Exons: 2
Coding region: 139-618 (159 amino acids)
Cellular component (GO): chitin-based extracellular matrix
Molecular function (GO): structural constituent of chitin-based larval cuticle
Source: RefSeq, a predicted model, not a curated record
AACUGGCUAAGCCACUUUAUCAGAUUUUCGAAAUUUGGCAAUAUUUUGAUAUAAAAAGACGCUAAAAAUCAUGAGAAGUAUCAGUUGCUAUUGUAAAAAAUAAUAAAUAACAGAAGAUUUAAAAGAAAAAAUUACAAGAUGUCCAAAAUCAUGUUGCUCGCAUUAAGUAUGACAAUAGCACACAGUGCUAAAUUGCCAAUUCAAAAUCCCGUGCAUGAUAAUCACGUGCCUGUUCAUCAUCUUGACCACACAGUUAAUAGUAAACCAGUAGGAAUUGUACAUCAAGAUUCAGAAGUUUUUCCUGAUGGAUCUUUCCACAAUGUUUGGGAAUCAGAAAAUGGCAUUAAAGUUCAAGAAGAAGCUACUGUCAAAGUCCUCGCUAAAAAUACAAUCGCUCAUACCGUAAAUGGAAAAAUUGCAUACACCGAUUAUGAUGGUAAUCUUUUUACGUUGACUUAUGUCGCUGAUGAAACCGGAUUCCAUCCUGAAGGAGAACAUUUACCGACACCUCCGCCAAUUCCUCAAGCGAUUGCAAGAGCACUCGAAUACAUCGCGGCCCAUCCUCCUCCUAAGGAUUCUUCAUUCCAUUCCGAUUCUGCAACUGUAGAAGAUAAUUAAAUUUAUUGAUAAUUUUGCGGAUUACCUGAAUAUAAGCGAUUAUAACAUAAUAAUAACAAUAAUAUCUUAUAAUUUUGAUAAUUGUACUUUCUAUGGAUCUGAAUAAAAGAUAAAAUUAAUGAAA